AUGUCGAAGUGUCGUUCAAGCUAUGCCUCACCAUCUCAAUCAUCUCAAUCCCCGUAUUCGCUAUGUCGAGGCCAACAAAUCUCAGAUUCUGUAACUCCUUCCGACAUCUCAGAUGAUACAUCUGACUCCUCGGAAGUGUAUAAUAUGUACAUACGCCGCUACCCAAAUGAACCAUUUGACGCUUACAUGGACUCAAUGCCGGAGACUUCAGAGGAAGCAUCUUACCUGCUCGAGAUGGCACGAGCUGAUCUCGAAGUUCGACGUCUCGAGAAGGACCUUGCUGAGCGGCUUCUUCAUCAAUUUCGCAUGCGCAAACACCACCUACAACUUCGAGCGAAGAGGGCAAAGAGAAAUUUUGGAGAUGCGGAAGCUAAUGUAGGGCACACACGCGCUCUCGUGGUGAGGUGCGGGUUUGUCUGCUCAGAGCGGUCACUUUGGUCUCCUCGUCCAAAAUCCACCAUCAAGUCAUAUACCGAAGCGAUUGGCAGCCCGUCUGGCUCUUAUCAAGCCUACACAUCCUCAAUGGCACCACGCUCCGCAUGGCACACGCCGACCUCACAUCAACCUAUCAUUCAAGCACCGAGUCUCCCUAGCGUUGACGACGAGUCUGAGUCCGAGUUCGAGUAUGAAUGUCCUUCCCCACUUCCCAUGUAUUCUAACUUGAAGAGAAACCAUGAUGCGGUUGAUGACAGCAUAUAG
Molecule: messenger RNA, 699 nt
Organism: Suillus subalutaceus
Lineage: Eukaryota; Fungi; Basidiomycota; Agaricomycetes; Boletales; Suillaceae
Exons: 3
Coding region: 1-699 (232 amino acids)
Source: RefSeq, a predicted model, not a curated record